CGUGAGAAGAGCGAACAUGGAUUACAAUUUAAAGUGGGGCAGUUUACCCAGUGUUCCCAGUCUAAAACAUCUAACCCAACCUGGAUUCGGACUCCCCAAAAAACAUCAGCAUGCAGCUGUGCAGGACCUGGUUAAGGGACAUAUUGAAUCAUUUGAUCAGGCUGUUACUGACGGUCUGUGUCGGGUUGUUCAGGCCAUUCCUCCUCUGGAGUUUAUGCACAAGGAGGACAGAAUUAGCCUGUCUUUCGUGGAAGCUGCUCUUCACAACCCCACUGUCACUAAAGGAGGAAUCUGCAAGGAUAUGCGUGUCUAUCCUGCAGAGUGCAGAGGAAGGAGGUGCACGUACAGAGGAAAGCUGAUGGUAGACGUCAGUUGUUCAAUCAAUGGGGUCCCUACAGCCAUUAUUAAACAGUCGUUGGGACAGGUGCCAAUCAUGGUGAAGUCCAAAUUGUGUAAUCUUCAUGGUCUUUCACCAAAGGAACUUAUAGAGCAUCAUGAAGAGGCAGAGGAAAUGGGAGGUUACUUUAUAGUAAACGGCAUUGAAAAAGUGAUCCGCAUGCUUAUUAUGCCAAGGAGGAACUACCCCAUUGCCCUGGCAAGACCCAAGUUUAGAAGCAGAGGACAAGGCUACACGCAGUAUGGAAUUAGUAUGCACUGUGUGAGAGAUGAGCAUACAUCCAUUAACAUGAACCUCCACUACCUGGACAAUGGAACAGUCAUGUUGAACUUUAUUUACAUGAAAGAGCUUUUUUUUCUUCCUCUGGGCUUUGCUCUUAAGGCCCUGGUGGACUUCUCGGACUACCAGAUCUACCAGGAGCUGAUAAAGGGGAGAGAAGAGAACUCCUUCUAUAAGAGCUGUGUGUCAGAGAUGUUACGCUUGGUAAUGGAGGAAGGUUGUACUACCAGAGCGAAGGUGCUUGACUAUCUAGGAGAACGCUUCCGGGUCAAACUCAACCUGCCAGAGUGGUACACACAUGAACAGUGUGCUGAAUUUCUUCUAGACGAGUGUCUCUGUAUUCACCUGAAGUCAGAUGCGGAAAAGUUCUACAUGCUUUGUCUGAUGACACGCAAGCUGUUUGCCUUUGCCAAGCAGGAGUGUAUGGAGGAGAAUCCAGACAGUCUGAUGUGUCAGGAAAUCCUCACUCCUGGUCAGCUCUACCUUAUGUUUCUAAAGGAGAAAAUGACAGGUUGGUUGGUGUCUGUGAAACUGGCCUUGGAUAAGAGGAGCCAGAAAAUCGGGAAACUGACCACAGAGAACUUGACCAAAAUAUUAAACAUGGGAACUGACCUUUCUAGGCCUUUCGAGUACAUGUUGGCUACAGGAAAUCUUGUAUCUAAAACAGGUCUGGGCAUGCUGCAGUCCAGUGGUCUGUGUGUGGUGGCUGACAAGCUGAACUUCAUUCGUUACCUGUCACACUUCCGCUGUGUGCACAGAGGAGCAGCCUUUGCAAAGAUGAGGACCACAGCGGUGAGAAAGCUUCUGCCUGAAUCCUGGGGCUUCCUGUGUCCUGUACACACACCUGAUGGAACACCGUGUGGAUUGAUGAACCACCUCACUGCCCACUGCGAGAUUGUAGCUCCUGUUCAACCCACCACCACUUUACCUGCCCUGCUUUGCUCCCUUGGUGUAACUCCAGUGGAUGGUACUCCUGGUCAGUCCUACACCUCCUGCUACCCUGUUAUACUGGAUGGCGCCAUGAUUGGGUGGGUCGAAAAAGAUCUGGCACCCUCUGUGGUUGAAUCGCUUCGCAGAUUCAAGGUUCUGGGAGAGAGAAAGAUGCCCCCAUGGACUGAGAUAGUCCUGGUUCCUAAUACAGGGAAAGCAAGUAUGUACCCAAGCCUGUACCUGUUUACCACUCCUUGCCGCAUGGUCCGACCAGUCCGCAACCUGGCCCAUGGCAAACAGGAACUUAUCGGCACCUUUGAACAGCUGUACCUAAACGUGGGAAUAUUUGAAGAUGAGAUUGCAGAAGGUGUCACCACCCAUCAGGAGCUUUUCCCCCACAGCAUGCUCAGUGUGGUGGCCAACUUCAUCCCAUUCUCAGACCACAACCAGAGCCCUAGGAACAUGUACCAGUGCCAGAUGGGUAAACAGACUAUGGGUUUCCCUCUGCACUCGUAUCAAGAUCGCUCGGAUAAUAAACUCUACCGCCUCCAGACCCCCCAGAGUCCUCUGGUCCGCCCUGUCAUGUACGAUCACUACAACAUAGACAACUAUCCCAUUGGCACAAAUGCCAUAGUGGCAGUCAUCUCCUAUACAGGCUAUGAUAUGGAGGAUGCCAUGAUUGUGAACAAAUCAUCUUGGGAGCGUGGUUUUGCUCACGGCUCUGUGUAUAAAACUGAGGUAAUAGAUCUGUCGGAGAAGGUGAAGGGUGAGGACAGUGUGGUGUUCGGGGUUAAACCUGGUGACCCUAAAGUAAUGGACAAACUGGAUGCGGAUGGACUGCCCCCUAUAGGAGCCGUUCUGAAUUACGGAGACCCGUUCUACAGCUGCAUCAAUCUUAACACAGGCCAGAGCUUUGUCACCUUCUACAAGAGUCAGGAGAGUUGUGUAAUAGACAACAUCAAAGCAUGCAGCAACGAUGCAGGCACAGGUCGCUUCAAGCGUGUCUGUAUCACCAUGCGAGUACCACGUAACCCUACCAUCGGAGACAAGUUUGCCAGCAGGCAUGGCCAGAAAGGCAUCCUGAGUCGGUUGUGGCCAGCUGAGGACAUGCCUUUUAGCGAGAGCGGCAUGACCCCGGACAUUCUAUUCAACCCUCAUGGAUUUCCAUCACGUAUGACCAUCGGAAUGCUGAUCGAGAGUAUGGCGGGCAAAUCGGCGGCACUACACGGCCUGUGCCAUGAUGCCACUCCAUUCACCUUCUCUGAACAGAACUCUGCCCUCGAACACUUUGGUAAUAUGCUAAAGGCGGCAGGAUAUGAUUACUACGGCACGGAACGUCUCUAUUCGGGUUUAAGCGGCCUGGAGCUGGAAGCUGACAUCUUCGUGGGUGUGGUUUAUUACCAGCGUCUGCGCCACAUGGUCUCUGACAAGUUUCAGGUCAGGACGACAGGAGCAAGAGACAAAGUGACUAAUCAACCAGUGGGAGGGAGGAACGUACAGGGUGGGAUCCGAUUCGGAGAAAUGGAGCGUGAUGCCUUGCUGGCCCACGGCUCGUCCUUUUUGCUACACGACCGCCUGUUUAACUGCUCGGACCGAUCGGUCGCUCAGGUCUGUGUACGCUGCGGAAGCCUGCUCUCUCCACUGCUGGAAAAGCCGCCACCUCACUGGUCUGCCACACGCCAUCGUAACACCAUCUGUACACUGUGCAAGAAGAGCGAUGCCAUCGAUACCGUGGCUGUGCCUUACGUGUUCCGCUACUUUGUGGCCGAGUUAGCAGCUAUGAACAUUAAAAUUAAGCUAGAUGUGAAGUAGGGCUGUAUGAUGAACAUAAAUGGGGGCAGUUGUAGCCUAGUGGUUGAGUAAUGGACUAGUAAGCAAAAGGUUGCUGGUUCAAACCCUGCUACUGCCAGGUUGCCACUGUUGGGCCCUUGAGCAAGGCCCUUAAUCCUCAAUUGCGUAGACUGUAUACUGUUAGUACUGAAAAUAAAUGAGAUAUUUUGUUAUAUUA
Molecule: messenger RNA, 3614 nt
Organism: Trichomycterus rosablanca
Lineage: Eukaryota; Metazoa; Chordata; Actinopteri; Siluriformes; Trichomycteridae
Gene: polr1b
Product: RNA polymerase I subunit B
Exons: 15
Coding region: 17-3418 (1133 amino acids)
Biological process (GO): DNA-templated transcription
Cellular component (GO): RNA polymerase I complex; nucleus
Molecular function (GO): DNA binding; ribonucleoside binding
Source: RefSeq, a predicted model, not a curated record